Messenger RNA from Haliotis rufescens (red abalone), 3395 nucleotides. RefSeq lists its product as uncharacterized. The coding region runs from base 1531 to 2283 and encodes 250 amino acids. The record is from RefSeq and is a predicted model, not a curated record. The transcript has 3 exons. Lineage: Eukaryota; Metazoa; Mollusca; Gastropoda; Lepetellida; Haliotidae.
AGAGUAUGUAUGAUAUGAUCCAUGUGCAAGGGUUGUGGACGACUUGAGAUUUAUGCCACCCACAUGCAAGGGUUGUGGACGGUAUGAGAUGUUUGCCAUCCACAUGCAAGGGUUGUGAACAACAGCCAACUAGAAAAUGAGAAAUCAUCUUUAAACAUUGAUUGUGAAGGCGUUACGUGAAAAUGUAACAAUUGUGAGAUGGCGAAAGCAGUGUUUUAAAUCAGAUCUGGGCCAGGAUAAAGUGUUCCAUGAAAUAUGAAGACUUCCUGGUUGUAAUGAAGCUUGUUGAGGAGAGGCAAUGAUAGAUGGUGUGUGCUGCCAACUGGAUGUUUAUAUUGAAUGGUAUUCAGGCAAAGUGUGGGUAUUCGAGUGUUUGAUAAAGACGUGUUUUGGUUUCGCUGACAGCGGCCAUAGCUCGGAGUGAUAAACUGUGCUGGUCAGCUGAACAUUCCUCAAUGGCGAGGAACACAGUCCCCUUGAAUGCAUAUGACAGAGAGUAAUACUGUCACAUGCAUGUACUCCUAUUGACCGCAGGUAAACAGAACCAUUGAUAUCCAUAUUCCGCGCAACCAGCAGCAAAAACCAACAUUGUGCGUGGUCAGAAUUGCCUGGUCACCUGUGGUGUGCCAUAGUUUCCAGAUAUCAACAGGCUUGUCGCUAGGAGAAACACGUUCUUGCCAGACACCAACAGGCUUGUCGCUAGGAGAAACACGUUCUUGCCAGACACCAACAGGCUAUCGCUAGGAGAAACACGUUCUUGUCAGACACCAACAGGCUAUCGCUAGGAGGAACACGUUCUUGCCAGACACCAACAGCCUGUCGCUAGGAGGAACAUGUUCUUGCCAGAAACCAACACGCUGUCUUUAGGAGGAACACGUUCUUGCCAGAUACAAACAGCCUGUCGCUAGGAGGAACAUGUUCUUGUCAGAUACAAACAGCCUGUCGCUAGGAGGAACAUGUUCUUGCCAGAAACCAACACGCUGUCUUUAGGAGGAACACGUUCUUGCCAGAUACAAACAGCCUGUCGCUAGGAGGAACAUGUUCUUGUCAGAUACAAACAGCCUGUCGCUAGGAGGAACAUGUUCUUGUCAGAUACAAACAGGCUGUCGUUAGAAGGAACACGUUCUUGCCAGAUACAAACAGCCUGUCGCUAGGAGGAACAUGUUCUUGUCAGAUACAAACAGCCUGUCGCUAGGAGGAACAUGUUCUUGUCAGAUACAAACAGGCUGUCGUUAGAAAGAACACGUUCUUGCCAGAUACAAACAGGCUGUCGGUGGGAGGAACACGUUCUUGCCAGAUACAAACAGGCUGUCGCUAGGAGAAACACGUUCUUUCAGCGUAUCCGGAGGAAACCGGAAGUGAAGGACAGUGACGGUAACACCACGGAAUAUGUUUUGAAAUGGAGUUUUCUAUUAUCUGUCUCAAAGGAACAACUUUCGAACCGUGUUUUACAAAGAGUAUUUCGACAUGAACUACAUGUGCAUGUUCAGGUGAACAUAUCGACUUGGACACGUCGCCAUCAAGGACAUCAUGAGACGUUGCCAGGAUCGGAACACCUUUGUCGGACCGCUCUCUGAGCGAUACAUCGUCAUCCCCGAGGACCUGUUCCAGGACCUGACCAGAACACCGACGACCAUCGACCUGACCCUGCAGCGGUACCGCCAUGGUACCCACAGGACCGCCGGAACCUACCCCCGGCCUCGGCCCCUCCCCCCACUAGACAGGACCAGACACCGCCCCAGGGCUAAAGCUUAUGGAGUGGUCGGGGUGCACACGUCUGGAGAGUUCAGCGCGAUGGAUCUCGGCACUGAUCAUAAUGAGGAUUCAGAGGACGUCAUCAGUCAAGUGGCUCGUGCAAACUUCUUGAGGGAUGACCCUUCCAACAUUUUGCCUCAAAUCCGAGCGUCGCCAUGUUUGAUGCAUUCCAAACAAGGCAGACGACAAGAUCUGAUUUACUCCACAAACAAUCAAGGCGGCAAGGUUCCUAGUCACCUUGGUCAAAGCUCAAGGUCAUUCAUAGACAAAUCAGUGAGACAAAGUGUUCAUAAAUUUAAUUUUGAAACAAAACAACAUGAAAGUCUGACCACGAAGCACCCCCCAGUUGUGGCGCACAAGCGCCCCAGACUGCCUGGACAGUACCCGUCCCAAGACUUGGUCAUGUCCUGGCUCCUCCACGGCUCCGCACCAGUUGAACAGAACCACUUCCCGGAUAUUGUAAAAGACGGACAGAAAACCAAAACGUCCAAAAAACAACGACAUAUGAAUUCUUUGCUCAGUGAAUAAUGAACUAAGAAACGUUGGCAUUACAUUUGUCAUUCCCUAUUACACAUCCCUCCAUUGAUGCUAUCAUGAACUCCCCUGACGAAACAGGCAAGACCUGUGUGGAGCGGGCGAUGCUCUAGGUACGAGUGUUCACUGUGUCUGUAUAUGUGCAGUGUGCAUUCGUCAGACUCGUUCAGUGUGACUGUGAUUAUGACGAUUGUUAGUGCAAACGAAAACGUUGAUCACACCGUGUGUGAGCUGACCUACAUGUUGAACCCGGAAGUGAAAUGACCGGGGUGUCGAACCCGGAAGUGAGUUGACCGGGGUGUCGAUCCCGGAAGUGAGGUGAACGGGGUAUCGAACCCGGAAGUGAGAUGGCUAAGGUGUCGAACCCGAAAGUGAGAUGGCUUGGGUGUCGAACACGGAAGUGAGAUGUGGGGGUUGUCGAACCCGGAAGUGAGAUGACGGGGUGUCGAACCCGGAAAUGAGAAGACCGGGGUGUCGAACCCUUUAAGUAUGAUGCUCAGUGUGUCGAAUCCGGAAGUGAGAUGAAGGGGGUUUCGAAUACCGACGUGAAGCGAAUGUCUUGUUGCAUAUUAAUGACCAUGACCUGGAUAUAAACAUGUCUCGAGAUGUCCAACAGGAGCGGGUAAUAAUGUGUGAUGAAGGAAACAUGUCAGCGCCUGAAACUAAAGCUACAGAAACUAUCAACACGCGGCACUAGAACAUGCUAUAGUCUCUGUGCUAAGACAUUUGCUUGAGACAUUUCCCUUAAGUACCAACUUGAAGGUGUAAUGAUGUACAUAUUUAUUAAAAACAUGAACAUACUGAAUUAUAUUUCGGCAUUGUGUGCUGGGCACACCCGUCCCAUCCGAGUCAGUGAGUUUGAGUUUUAGGUCACUUUGAACAGUAUUCCAGUUAUAUCACGGCGUGUCAGCACAGGGGGACUAUCGAAAAUGAUGCAGGUCUUAGACGUUUACCAAGAAAUUCAUUAAAACUGGUAGGUUGCUGCUAAACCAAGAAAUAUAAUCAAGGCGAACCUGGAUUCGAACCCAUGAAUAUUGGGUUUCAGGCUCGCCCAAAGGACACAAUACUACAUAGCGAAUUGAGGUGCCUUAUACAACUGGACCGAC